AUGAAUCACAAGAAAGGAGGCAAGUUGUUUCAAGUGAGAGAUGGGAUGAAGUUUGACGAAUUGGUGCAUCUUAUCGUUGAUGAGUUUGGCAUCAAUGAUGUGCUCGAUGACGUGCAAUGGCGUGUCUUGAGGUUGAUGCUGAAAACAGAUGGAACCUUCUUAAAAGGGAAGUAUAAGGGAACCUUGUUAGUAGCAACUGCUCAAGAUGGUAAUUCUCAGAUUUUUCCUCUGGCGUUUGGAGUUGUGGAUUCUGAAAACGACGCAUCGUGGGAAUGGUUUUUCACGCAAUUGAAAACUGUGGUGCCGGAUGAUCCUAGAUUGGUGGUGAUUUCUGACAGGCACGCAUAUAUUGCUAAAGUUGUCAAGAAAGUGUAUCCAUCUGCUCUAUGUGGAAUUUGCAUCUAUCACCUGCAAAAGAACAUCAUCAAAAAGUUUAGAGGAAAGUAUUUGGUUCGACUGGUUGAUGAUAGGAUUUGUGUAUGGGUGAUAUGA
Messenger RNA from Microthlaspi erraticum, 492 nucleotides. Lineage: Eukaryota; Viridiplantae; Streptophyta; Magnoliopsida; Brassicales; Brassicaceae. The record is from the annotation of a GenBank genome assembly.